AACUCAUGAACAUUUCUCAGCCAACAUCCGCGCAUGCAAGUAAGGUAAAGCGCUUGACUUGACAGUAGGAAAGGAAACAUUCAAACGAAACGGUUUCGCGUUCGCCACAAGCGGAAACGGAAGUAAACAUUUAAACGGAUAGCAUAGAGAUAGAGUGCGAUUGUUUUUAAGCGGCUUCGCGCGCGUAUUUGUUAUUUGAUCAACGUUUUGAUCCAGAAGCCAGAGACGAGACCCGAUUUGAUCCACAGAUCCCAUAUUGGAGGCCCGAAAACUAUUAUCUGCGCGCGCGUUGUAAUAAAAAAGAGUUAAAGUGCAUUUCCUAAAUAUACCGACUUUUUUGACUCCGUUUGUUGCAUUGGAUCAACGAUCACCGUUGACGGUGGAUUCCUCCUGCCCCAAACGGAAAAAAUGCGACAUGGAUCGAGAGCGCGAAAGAGAUGUCAAGGCCCUGGAGCCACGCGACUUAUCAUCCACGGGCCGCAUUUACGCCAGAAGCGACAUUAAAAUCAGCGCUUCGCCCACCGUCUCGCCAACGAUCUCAAACUCCUCAUCGCCCACACCGACGCCGCCCGCCAGUUCCUCAGUGACGCCGCUGGGGCUGCCCGGGGCGGCGGCGGCUGCUGCCGCUGUGGCAGCUGCUGCAGCCGGAGGCGGCGGCUCGGCGGGGGCCAGUUCCUAUUUGCACGGCAACCACAAGCCCAUCACUGGCAUACCAUGCGUGGCGGCCGCCUCCCGCUACACGGCACCCGUGCACAUCGACGUGGGCGGCACCAUCUAUACCAGUUCCCUGGAAACGCUCACCAAGUAUCCAGAGUCGAAGCUGGCGAAGCUCUUCAACGGCCAGAUACCGAUUGUGCUGGACUCGCUGAAGCAGCACUACUUCAUCGAUCGUGACGGUGGCAUGUUCCGUCACAUUCUGAACUUUAUGAGAAACUCAAGACUUCUGGUUGCCGAGGACUUUCCCGAUCUGGAGCUGCUGCUGGAGGAGGCCCGCUACUACGAAGUGGAGCCGAUGAUUAAGCAGCUGGAGAGCAUGCGCAAGGAUCGUGUACGCAAUGGGAACUAUUUGGUGGCGCCACCCACUCCACCAGCACGCCACAUUAAGACAAGCCCACGAACCAGCGCGUCGCCUGACUGCAAUUACGAGGUCGUGGCUCUGCACAUCUCGCCGGACCUGGGCGAGCGCAUAAUGCUGUCGGCGGAACGGGCACUGCUCGACGAACUCUUCCCGGAGGCCAGCCAGGCGACACAGUCGAGUCGCAGUGGCGUGUCCUGGAACCAGGGUGACUGGGGGCAAAUCAUCCGAUUCCCCCUCAAUGGCUACUGUAAGCUGAACUCGGUCCAGGUGCUGACGCGACUCCUCAACGCCGGCUUUACCAUCGAGGCCAGUGUGGGGGGGCAGCAGUUCUCCGAGUAUCUGCUGGCGCGGCGCGUUCCAAUGUGAUAUGCUCAUGCUUCUGCUGCAGCUCCAGCUCCAGCUCCUACUCUCACUCCCACUCCAUAUGCAGAUGCAGAUGCAUCUGUGUCUGGUGCUGGUUCCAGCAGCAGCAGCAGCACAAGUAGCAGUCUCGGCCAAGUCUCUCUGCGGCGUGGCCGUGUAAUCCAUGUACGAACUAGGCACUAAUUGCUGCUCCAGGGGCAGGUGGCGUGGGGCGGGUAAUCGUAAGAAAAGCGCUCUUUGCCGCUCUUGCUUGAAGUGCUGAGCAGUUUGUCUUUUAUGCUUAGAUCCUAUGCUGGGGAUGCGAGAUUUGAAUCCAAAUGUUAUUUAAUGUUUAUCAAUUAAGUUUGCUGGGCCAUGCCCACUCUCACACACACUCAUGCAAGCGCCCGCCCUCGACCAAACACACACACACACACACAGACAGUGACAGAGACGCAGACACUCAUGAGUUUAGUAUUCUUUAGGAUUUAGUGAGCCAAGAGCCCAGCACUGAUUUUGUUUUUUAAAAUUUGCGUUUAAGUCGAAUAUUGUUUUCUCUAAGUACCGCCUACAAACUAAAACUAAUUUGAGUUAUUUAAUUGAAUAAAAAUUAGCCAGACAACCCAAAAAGAGAUUGUCUUAAUGUAGUACCACCACACUCCACACCCAAUCUCACUCGCACACUCCCAUCCUCGCAUCCGCAUCAACACAAAAAC
Drosophila obscura is the source of this 2136-nucleotide messenger RNA. It is a transcript of the gene twz, whose product is annotated as BTB/POZ domain-containing protein kctd15-like. Bases 416 to 1444 code for a protein of 342 amino acids. Lineage: Eukaryota; Metazoa; Arthropoda; Insecta; Diptera; Drosophilidae. Gene Ontology annotation, biological process: protein homooligomerization. Gene Ontology annotation, molecular function: protein binding. The transcript is spliced from 5 exons. The record is from RefSeq and is a predicted model, not a curated record.